CUCCUGCCGGGUUUCAUCAACAAAAAUGCGCUUUCGAACGGGCGCGAAAUUCAGUGCUCAAGUCUGGGACUCGGGUCGGAUUGUUAUAUAUGAGAAUGCUUCGGCUGCUGUUAAAAGCGAGUACGUUCCGGAAAGUCAUCUUCAGUGCACGGCAACUUGUGUCCGAUGGGAGGGCGACAACUUGCUCGUCAUCGGAGGACAAGACGGUACUGUGAUCAUAUUCGAUGCUCUAGAGGCUAAGGUCAAAACAUUUCUGAAAAAGACGCAUGCCGGUGCCGUCGAGGAUGUCGUCGUCCUGGAGGAACGAGUUCUCUCCUGUGGUCAGGACGGAGCCAUUCAUGAGUAUCAUCUCACCGAGCAGACUCGUCUACGGUGGGAAGAGAGUGAGCAAGCACAUCCUCUGUAUUCAUUGUGCUUGUUUCGGGGGAAUACGAGAGUUUUGGCUGCUUCCAUCUCCCAGUUGAGGAUUUUCCAUGCACAGAGCCGCCAGCUGCUCAAAUCGGUCGUCACACAACACGUGUCCCCUGUAAAGUUCCUGCUGGCCGCGGAUGACGGCAAACUGCUGAGCGGUGCGGAUCGCCAUGUGGUGGUUUGGAGCAAGAAACUCUGCUGCGAAGAUACUCUGGUUCUGAGUUCAUCGAGUAUAGCUUCAGUGCAUAGUCUGGGCUCACGGAUCGCGGCAGUAUCCCAAACUGGCGAAUGCAUUCUGCACGAUCGUGACACCUCGAAAAAGACAACGAUACAAUUCGCGAGCCCCGAGGCCGAGGUACUGGAAAUCCAUGAAGCCCGUCUCAUUGAGAAGGGCGUCAUCGUCGUAUAUGGGCCACCUAGCCGGCCCCGCAUUGAAACGCUUCCGAUACCCUCUCGAAAUCAAAUCUUCAUUCGAACGAUAAAGAAAGCCGCAUUCGCCACGCCUCAAAAUGGGGUUCCUGUCACGCAGUACAAAUCGACAAACGCCAAAGUUAUCGGACCGCUCAACGAACGCGUGGACAAAACAGCGCGGAAAGCUCCACGUUUCGAGGAGAAAGAUGAAGUCUCGCUGGAGGAGAGGCUACUGGAGUGCCAUUCAGAUUCGGGAAAGGGCGAAGAGCUCGAAGACCAACCCGUUGUGAACCCCCGGACGGAUAACAUGGUGCAUCUCUUGUUGCAAGGGUUGCAAUCAGGGGAUAAAUCCAUGUUGAACGCUGUGAUCUUCAGGAACGAUCCGGAGGUCAUCGACAACACUGUCCGAAGAUUACCAUUGGAUGCGAUACAGAUCUUUGUUAAAGAAAUUCAGGACAGACUACACUGUCGGCCUCGAUUUGUUGCUCCGAUCCUGAGAUGGACGAAAUCGCUCUUGGUUCACCACACGUCAUACUUGGAAUCGUGUCCGAACAUGUUGCAACCUCUAGAAUAUAUCCUCAAGAGCCGACUCAUCAAUGCGGACCGAGUAUCGGAGGUGAAAUCUCGGCUCGACACCCUCUUAGCUUCAAACAGAUCUCCCGAGCAAUCGUUGCCGAAGGCGGACGUGUGCAUAAUUGAGGAAGACUCGGACUCUCACUCGGUAGAAGGGGACGACGCAGCGCAAUCAGGUGGAGAAUCUUCCGACCACGAUGGUGAGGACGAGGAUGAGGGCAAUUUCGAUGAGCUCGAUGAGAGCAACGAGGACGACGACGAUCACGAAGUUCAGUCAAUGAAAAUCGGUUAGUUGUCGCAGCAAUCGUUGACAGAGAGUCUUUGUCUGCUAAUCUGUGAAUGCCACCGAUUAAUAAAGACGGGGCG
Molecule: messenger RNA, 1761 nt
Organism: Galendromus occidentalis (western predatory mite)
Lineage: Eukaryota; Metazoa; Arthropoda; Arachnida; Mesostigmata; Phytoseiidae
Product: WD repeat-containing protein 43
Exons: 11
Coding region: 26-1687 (553 amino acids)
Biological process (GO): maturation of SSU-rRNA from tricistronic rRNA transcript (SSU-rRNA, 5.8S rRNA, LSU-rRNA)
Cellular component (GO): nucleolus
Molecular function (GO): protein binding
Source: RefSeq, a predicted model, not a curated record